UCCCGGUUUGAAAACGGCAGCUCUGUCUCCUGCUUCCCACCGUCCGACGUCCCCAGCGCCCUCCCGGCCGACACCGUCCUCCUGUUCAUGGAGUUUCUCAACCUGACCCGGCUGCCGGCCGACGUCCUCCAGGGCGUCUCCAGACUCCGGGAGUUGCACCUUUCUAGCAACCGGCUGGAGAGCCUCCCGGCCGAGCUGCUGUGGCCCGUGCCGCGGCUCAGGGUGCUGGACCUGACACGCAACGCCCUGACCGGGCUGCCCCGGGGCCUCUUCUGGGCCUCGGCCGCCCUGGACACCCUGGUGUUGAAAGAAAACGAGCUGGAGGUCCUAGAGGCCCCCUGGCUGCACGGGCUGAAAGCCCUGGGGCAUCUGGACCUGUCUGGCAACCGUCUCCGGAAGCUGCCGCCGGGGCUGCUGGCCAACAUCACGCACCUGCGCACCCUGGACCUCGGGGACAACCGGCUGGAGACCCUGCCGCCCGACCUCCUGCGGGGCCCGCGGCGCUUGGAACGGCUGCACCUGGAGGGGAACCGACUGCGGGAGCUGGACGGGGCCCUGCUGGCGCCCCAGCCUGGCCUGCGCUACCUCUUCCUGAACGACAACCAGCUGGUGCGGGUGGCGACUGGCGCCUUCCGAGGCCUGCGGCACCUGGCCAUGCUGGACCUCUCCAACAACCUGCUGGCCAGCGUGCCCGAGGGGCUCUGGGUGGCCCUGGCGCCUGACGUGCUCGACGGCUUUGACCUCUCCGGCAACCCCUGGAUCUGCGACCAGAGGCUGAGCGGCCUCUACCGCUGGCUGGAGCCCCAGAAAGAUAAGAUGUUCUCCACCAACGACACACGAUGUGCGGGGCCCGAAGCCCUGAAGGGCCGGACGCUGCUGGAAGCAGCCGGGUCCCAGUGAGGCUAGAGUGAGGGGGGUGCCUGCCACACGCCCCGCACCCCCCUUGGCAAGCGUCCCGCCCCCUCCAAGUGAGGUCCCCGGCUUUCCAUGGUGGCUGGGGCCUCGUUCGCCCACGCUUCCCAGAACACGCCUCCAGCCUCCCUGGCUUUGCACAGGCUGUUCCCUCUUCCUGGAAUGCCUUUCCCCAUUCGUUUCCCAGAUCUCUUUAUCUCUGGCUCCCCGAGGUCCCUUAUCGGUCCCUCUGGCUGAGUCCUGGCCACACCGGGGUUCCCCUAUCUGGCCUUCUGUUCCCCAGUUUAGGGGGCUCUCUGCGUUCCGGGUCUGGGGCUGAGUUCCACUGAACUCGGGGUCAGACCCAAGUUUUGUUUGUCUGUUUUCAUUUUUAUUUGGUAGCGUGGGAUCUUGUUAUGCUGCCCAGGCUGGUCUCGAACUCUUG
Messenger RNA from Carlito syrichta (Philippine tarsier), 1336 nucleotides. RefSeq names its product leucine rich alpha-2-glycoprotein 1 (gene LRG1). The annotation marks the transcript as partial. NCBI's taxonomy places the organism in Eukaryota, Metazoa, Chordata, Mammalia, Primates, Tarsiidae. The record is from RefSeq and is a predicted model, not a curated record. The transcript has a single exon. Gene Ontology annotation, cellular component: plasma membrane. Gene Ontology annotation, molecular function: protein binding.